UUUUUCCAGAUAGAGCGCUGAAAGUAAACAUCAUGACCCAUUUGUGAUCGCCACGAAUUAUCAGUUUCCUAUAUUUUUUGAUUUUUCUGUCGGGAUUUGAAGUUCGCCAUGUCUGGUAAAGAUUUCCAUCAUGUGCACGAGCCAUGCCUUGUCAUUUCAACAAGUUUGGCUGUGAGCAUAAUAGCCUCGCAAUAUACGUGAUGAGUCGUUUAUCUUACUAUUCAGGAAACCUCCAAGGUUAUCUGAGAGUAAAGGAAUGAGAUUCUCGUGACGUUUUUGCUCUAGAUCUUUGCAAAUAUAGAUUGAAGAUAAUGAGCGGUCACCUUUGAGUACUUGUAACAGCUAAGCAGGAAUAAGUCGCUCUUUGGUUUUCAAUUGUCUGGUUCCCAAAGCUGAACUCUGGAGACCUUGUUUGUUCUGGUCGCUGCAGAUCAAUAGUGAGGCGAAGGCGCACACACACGCCUGAAUGAUUUUUGUUAAUAGUUUUGACAUGAUAAGGAGUGAAUUGCAAUCGCAUUUGAUAUUUUAAGCACCUUAAAGGGCGUCGUAAUUAUUUACUCGGCGCCAUUAGUCAAGCACUUCGCUGGAGUCUGCAGGCAAACAAGUUUAAAAUGAGGUCUUCAGCAGUUGCUUUGUUAUCUCUGGCAGUGUUCGCUUUAUCCGAAGGCUUAACUACGAAGGCCGAGAUGGACUUCGCUUCUGGUUUCCUUCAAAUGCUGCGCAUGGAUCAUGCUCCGAAUGUAUCUUGCCAUCGCCACGACAUUCCACGGUACAUUAUAAAUCUAUAUAAGGGCAAGCUCGCGAAGAAACCAUCUGACUUCGAAGACACCGCUUUAGAAGGAAGCACCACGAGAAUCUUGUUCCCUCAAGAUCUUAACGAGGAAGGCAACAGCAUUUCACUGCAGUUCAACCUGUCUCCGGUUAGCUUCAAUGGCAGCAAAAUAUUACAAAAUGCUGAGUUACAUAUACAAGUGUUGCCCGAAGCUCGUGGGACUGUUGAGGUCAGCAUCAUUCGCGCCGAGCAGUCAAGGGAGUCGAGGAAUAUUUCAGACGGAGAUAAAGACAUAAUAUCAUCUCGAGAUUGUCAGAAAAUGACCAAACACAGAUGGAUGGUGUUCAAUCUCACUCGAGUGUUACAAUCAGAGGUGAAGAGGCACAGGGGAAAGUUAAACGUUUUUAUUUCGACGACCCCUUCGCUCAGAAUUGGUUCAAAGGGAAAACGAAAGCCUUUCCUUGUUGUUUCCACUGAGCCAGACAAAAUGCUCAGUCUUGCAUCACGCAAUGUUCUUGGGCUAAGGACGCGCCAAUACGUGCCAAGUAACGUGACCGAGAACAUUAGCGGUGGCGUGACUACACAGGCGCAAAAAGCACGCAACAUGAAAAGGACAAGACGUUCGGAGCAAGAGGUAAACAUCUGCCGAAAACGCCGCCUUGCAGUUCGAUUCCGCGAUCUUAAAUGGAACGGAUGGAUAAUUGCACCAACUCGCUUUGGAUUUCACUACUGCGACGGUUCAUGCCCAGGAACUCUCAGCCAGGACUCUAACCCUACAAAUCACGCUAUUAUGCAGAAUAUUCUACAUCAUCGGCUCGGCAAGAAGGUGCCAGCGGCCACCUGUGUUCCAACCGAGCUUCACUCGAUGAGUCUACUCUACUACGACGAGGAUAACACAAUUGUUCUGAGAGAUGUUCCGAAUAUGGUGGCAUCUAAUUGUGGCUGUAGAUAAAUUCCCACGGUGAAUCAUCUGCCUCCGAAACUAUCAAGAUGCGGAAAAGGGUUACAAAAAAGAAAAAAAAAAAACACUGCCAGACCUUUACAGAAUGCUUGCCAUGUAUGCAAUCCUGUAUAUCGUUAGCAAAACGUUUUUGCAUAUUUUGCGUUUUCUUGUCUAUGAUAAGGGUCAAAAUUCAACUUCAGGACUGGCAGGAUGCAUUUUGACACUUGAUCCUAUAUGACUUUUUUAACGAGCGUGUUUAACGGGACUUCACUCAUUUCGACUCAUUUAUUAGAACCUCUAUGAGGUCAGAUACGUCUUCAGACGAUAAACUGACAUUAAACGGACGACGGACAUUUGAAGAAUUAAUCUGCUAAGGCCAGAUAAAGCAAGAACAAGAGUUUAAGAGUACAUUAUUUAAACCUCGGACAUGAACCCUGAAUUCUAGUUUAAUCCGGCCUUAACACUAGCAGUGCUUAGUUUUAUGGAGCCUUCCACGUGUUUUUCAACUUUUAAUAUUGACAUUGUAAAAAAAGGCUGUCAACAUUGCUGAUUGCGCUUCUUAAUUCGCCACUACUAGGGCUGAACCAAUCUUUAAUAUUUUGCGCCAUAUACUCAAACUAGACCAGUUCAGUAAUUUGAAGGGGCUCUUCUCAGGCCUGCCCACAGACUACCUAGACUUCCACUACUUAGCUAAAUUUAAAAGUUUUAAGUCUCAAAUUUAAUAACAAAACCAAACCAAAACACAAAUGUGGAAGGGCCUGUUGAGACAAACGAGGCAAGGCGACUUCGUUAUCAGAUUAGAGGGUCUCGAUGGCGUGGUGGCUUUUCCGGCUAACGGUUAAUUUUGGCAUUUUUACGGCAAACAAUUUUUUCAAUAAGUUAAAAAUUAAUUUUGAUUACUGUUAAACAUAUUUAAGGUUUGAGGACCAUUUCGGAACGGAAAACUGAUAUAACUAACAAGCCACAAAACGAGACGCAAAAAAGUCUUGAAAAGAAAUCUUGAGACUUUAGAAUUAAAAAUUCAAAACUUUCCGGUUUUUACGCUUUAAGACUGCAUUUUAUCCCGUGUGACGGCUAACGGUUAACUCCGUUAAGACCCUCUGAUUACAAUACAUUUCGAAGCCGAUUAGAUAAGGUGAAAUAAUUUUCGUAUCGAAAAGUAGAAAUACACGUAGACUGCCCAUGGCAAAUGUCAAAAAAAGAAAACAAAAUACCUGAAAUAAGACACUGGUUGAAUGCAUCAACCAAAAUAUCUGCUCGAGGAUGCCAAGCAUCAACAUUUUAGUUUAAAAAGACCAGCCUUAGCUCAAAGUGCAAAUUCUCAUUACGUACUGACAUGCAAUACUUUCAAUAAUAGUUUGAGAAUUUCGUUGUAUAUCGAAACAGUAAAUCCUGGAUGAUUUCUUUCGCUUGUCUGUGGUCCAGUGUUUGAAGAAUUAAGGUGUCAAGGGAUGAUGUAUACGAAUGGUAAGGCAAGGCUUCAAAAGCCAAAUAACUAAGGGAAAAAUGACUGAUAAAAAUAAUACAAAAAUAAAUACAAAAAAAAAAAAAAAAAAAA
This is a messenger RNA of Orbicella faveolata, 3273 nucleotides long. Its product is annotated as protein dbl-1-like. Lineage: Eukaryota; Metazoa; Cnidaria; Anthozoa; Scleractinia; Merulinidae. Gene Ontology annotation, cellular component: extracellular region. The record is from RefSeq and is a predicted model, not a curated record. Gene Ontology annotation, molecular function: cytokine activity; growth factor activity.